Peniophora sp. CBMAI 1063 is the source of this 411-nucleotide messenger RNA. NCBI's taxonomy places the organism in Eukaryota, Fungi, Basidiomycota, Agaricomycetes, Russulales, Peniophoraceae. The record is from the annotation of a GenBank genome assembly.
AUGCGAGCAAAGACGGACGUAGUACAGCUGGCUGGUUGGAGCUGCGAGGACGGUGGCGCUGUCGGCCGAUCCGCAGGCGCAGGGGAACCAGCUCCGUCGCGAGAGACACUCAACGCGGCUACGAGGUGGAGGCACAGUGAGGGGCACGCGACUGCCUGGGCAUGUACACUCCGCUCGAUGGCAAGAGGCUCUUCAUAUGCGCGGACGAAAGGCAAUCUAGCGCGCCCAUUCUUCCAUUUGCGCUCGACUCUCAUCCUCCUGAAAAACACAUCUGCGCAAGCGGGCAAGGUAUGCUGUGAGAGCAAGUCGCAGUGGCGAAGAAACGAAGGUGCAGCUCAAGAUCGCCCGAACAUGUCCCCCUUUCUGUCGCUCGCCAGUUCGGCUAGUCCGGCAUGGGGCAUAUCGUCUUGA